Lepus europaeus (European hare) is the source of this 4134-nucleotide messenger RNA. RefSeq names its product cell adhesion molecule L1 like (gene CHL1). Lineage: Eukaryota; Metazoa; Chordata; Mammalia; Lagomorpha; Leporidae. The record is from RefSeq and is a predicted model, not a curated record. Gene Ontology annotation, biological process: brain development; cell-cell adhesion. The transcript has 30 exons. Bases 613 to 4134 code for a protein of 1173 amino acids. Gene Ontology annotation, molecular function: cell-cell adhesion mediator activity.
UUGGGCCGCGGAGGUCCCACCGCGCUGGACCGGAGACGCUGGAAAAUGACCCGCGAAGCCGUGGCUUCCACCUGAGACGAAGCCUCGAGCUCGCAGCCGCCGCGUCCCGGGAGGUGCUGUAAGCGGCGAACAAUGAUCCUGUCUUAACCCUGCGAACAUUUCACAGAGGAACUGGGGGGACUUCACUUAGUACCCUAAUUUGAGCUUAUUUAGAGCACAACCUGCAGUCUCAGUGUUAGAAAUGUGGAGAUGGAGUUUGUGCCCGUCAGAGGACCAUGCAUUUCACUCAUUGCCAUACUGAUCCAUCAUUUAUACAACAUGGGUUAUGUACCCAUCUCAGCAGGAGGCCGAGGCUCUAUGUGGAUAAGACUUGCUACUGUCGUCCCUCAGUCACAGGAUGAUCCUGCCACAUGGUAGGCUCUUAGGAAAACUAGACUGAGAGUGAGCCAGGGCUUCUGUCUUCCCUUGCUUCCGGAGGGGGUCACACGUUAACUGCACAGCCUGUGCACACACAGAAAUCAGGUUAAGCACGUUCUCCUCAGCUUUACAUGAAACGUGAGAGGCGGCACUGAGGUUUUCGGUCUUUGUGAGGUGUCUCCUUCCCCAAGAGCCAUGGAGAGGCUGCUCCGUGGGACAGGAUCAACCACAGCUCUCAUUUUCUUCCUGCUGAAAUUGUCAGUGGCGGUUGACAUUCCGUUGUCAGUCCAACAGGUUCCGACAAUCACGAAACAGUCAGAAGUACAAGUUGCCUUUCCUUUUGACGAGUAUUUCCAAAUCGAAUGUGAAGCUAAAGGGAAUCCAAAACCAACAUUUCGGUGGACUAAGGAUGACAAACCCUUUAAUCUCUCUGAUCCUCGCAUAAUUGUAUCCCAUAACUCAGGGACAUUCAGGAUCCCCAACGAGGGCCCAGUGUCCUACUUCCAAGGGAAAUACCGCUGCUUUGCUUCUAAUGCGCUGGGAAUUGCUAUGUCGGAAGAAAUAGAGUUCAUAGUUCCAAGUGUUCCCAAAUUCCCAAAAGAAAAGAUUGAGCCCCUGGAAGUGGAGGAGGGAGACCCUAUUGUCCUGCCGUGCAACCCUCCCAAAGGCCUCCCACCCUUGCACAUUUACUGGAUGAAUAUCGAACUGGAACACAUUGAACAGGACGAGAGGGUGUACAUGAGCCAGAAGGGAGACCUGUACUUUGCCAACGUGGAAGAGAAGGACAGCCGGAAUGACUACUGCUGCUUUGCUGCCUUUCCCAGGCUGAGGACCAUCGUGCAGAAAAUGCCAAUGAAACUGACAGUCAGCAGCUUAAAGCAUGCUAAUGACUCAAGUUUAUCCACAGAAAUUGGCUCCAAGGCAAACUCAAUCAAGCAAAGAAAGCCCAGGUUGCUGCUGCCCCCUGCGGAAGAGGGCGCUGAGUCUGCCAUCAUUGUGCUCAAAGGGGACACCCUGCUGCUCGAGUGUUUCGCGGAAGGCCUACCAACUCCACAGAUUGAAUGGAACAAAAUGGGUGGUGAUUUACCCAAGGGGAGAGAAACUAAAGAAAACUAUGGCAAGACCUUGAAGAUCGAUAAUGUCUCCUACCGGGACAGAGGAAACUACCGCUGCACAGCCAGCAACGUCUUCGGAACAGCCAGUCACGACUUUCAUGUGGUGGUGGAAGAGCCUCCGCGCUGGACCAGGAAGCCCCAGAGCGCCGUGUACAGCAGCGGCGGCAGCGGGGUCUUGCUGUGCGAGGCGGAGGGCGAGCCCCAGCCCACGGUCACGUGGAGAGUCAACGGCGCCCCGCUGGACGGCCAUCCAGUUGCUGGUGAUGUCAUCUUCCCCAGAGAAAUCAGUUUCACCAAUCUGCAGCCAAAUCACACGGCUGUGUACCAGUGUGAAGCCUCCAACGUUCAUGGGACCAUCCUGGCCAAUGCCAACAUUGACGUUGUAGAUGUCCGUCCAUUGAUUCAGACUGAAGAUGAAGAAAGUUACGCCGCUGUGGUUGGGUACAGUGCCUUCUUGCACUGCGAGUUCUUUGCUUCCCCUGAGGCAGUGGUGUCCUGGCAGAAAGUGGAAGAAGCCAGCCCCCUGGAGGGCGAACGGUACCACGUGCACAGAAACGGCACACUGGAGAUCAGCGGUGUCACUGAAGACGAUGCCGGGUCCUACUCCUGCUGGGUGGAAAAUGCUGUAGGGAAGACUGCAGUCACAGCCAGCUUGGAUAUUAGAAACGCCACGAAGCUGAGUGUUUCUCCCAAGAAUCCCCGAGUCCCCAGAUCACACGUCCUUGAGCUUCACUGUGAGAGCAGCUCUGACUCCCGUCUGAAGCCCAGUUUGAAACUGUCCUGGGGUAAAGAUGGAGAGGCCUUUGAGGUGAAUGGCACUGAAGAUGGAAGGAUCACUAUUGAUGGAGCUAAUCUGACCAUAUCUAAUGUCACAUCCGAGGACCAAGGGGUUUACUCCUGCUUUGCCCAGACUGCUCUAGACAACGCUGCUGAUGCGACUCGAGUCACUGUCUUGGAUGUUCCAGAUCCACCAGAAAACCUUCAGUUGUCUGACAGACAGAACAGGAGUGUCCAGCUGACGUGGGAAGCGGGAGACAACCACAACAGCAAUAUUAGCGAGUUCAUUGUAGAGUUUGAAGGAAACAAAGAGGAACCCGGACGCUGGGAGGAGCUGGCCAGAGUCCCAGGAAAGGACACGACAGUCUUGUUAGCUCUGGCUCCGUAUGUGAGAUACCAGUUCCGGGUCAUAGCUGUGAAUGAAGUGGGGAGAAGCCAGCCCAGCCAGCCCUCGGACCAUCAUGAGACCCCACCCGCAGCUCCAGACAAGAAUCCUCAAAACAUAAGAGUCCAUGCCUCUCAACCCAAGGAAAUGAUCAUAAAAUGGGAGCCUUUGAAAUCAAUGGAGCAGAAUGGGCCAGGAUUGGAGUACAGAGUGACCUGGAAGCCACAGGGAGCCUCAGCCUCAGUGGAGUGGGAGGAAGAGACAGUCACCAACCACACGCUGCGAGUGAUGACCUCCAUGGUCUAUGCGCCUUACGAUGUGCAAGUGCAAGCCAUCAACCAGCUUGGUUCUGGGCCAGAGCCUCAGGCCGUGACCCUCUACUCCGGGGAAGACUAUCCUGACAUAGCCCCAGUGGUCCAUGGGGUCGACGUUGUCAACAGCACAUUGGUGAAAGUGACCUGGUCAACAAUUCCCAAGGACAGAGUGCAUGGACAUCUGAAGGGAUAUCAGAUAAGUUGGUGGAAAACAAGGAGUCUAUUGGAUGGGAGAGUGCAUCCCAAAGAAGUGAAGACGCUAAGGUUUUCAGGACAGAGGAACCAUGGGAUGCUGCCUUCUCUGGAUGCAUUUAGUGAAUUUCAUUUGACCGUCUUAGCCUACAAUUCCAAAGGGGCUGGCCCGGAAAGCGAGCCUUACAUAUUCCAGACACCAGAAGGAGUACCUGAGCAGCCAACUUUUCUCAAAGUCAUCAAGGUUGAUAAAGAUACUGCGACUUUGUCCUGGGGACUGCCUAAGAAAUUAAAUGGAAACUUAACUGGCUAUCUAUUACAGUACCAAAUAAUAAAUGGCACCUAUGAAAUUGGAGAAUUAAAUGAUAUCAACAUCACAACUCCGUCAAAGCCCAGUUGGCGUCUCUCAAACCUCAACUCAACUACCAAAUACAAAUUCUACUUGAGGGCUUGUACAUCCAAGGGCUGUGGAAAGCCUGCCACUGAGGAAAGCUCCACCCUGGGAGAAGGGAAGUACUCUGGUUUGUAUGAUGACAUCUCCACUCAAGGCUGGUUUAUUGGAUUGAUGUGUGCAGUUGCCCUUCUCACACUAAUCCUGCUAACUGUUUGCUUUGUGAAGAGGAACAAGGGUGGAAAGUAUUCAGUGAAAGAGAAGGAAGAUUUGCAUCCAGAUCCAGAAGUUCAGUCGGCAAAGGAUGAGACCUUUGGAGAAUACAGCGACAGCGACGAGAAGCCUCUGAAAGGCAGCCUGCGGUCCCUGGGCCGGAACCUGCAGGCGGCGGAGAGCGCCGACAGCCUGGUGGAGUACGGCGACGGCGACCAUGGGCUGUUCAGCGAGGACGGCUCCUUCAUCGGCGCCUACGCCGCGGCCCGGGAGAAGGGCUCGGCCGAGAGCACCGGCAGCUCGGCGGCCACCUUCCCGCUGCGCGCCUGA